This is a messenger RNA of Trichosurus vulpecula (common brushtail), 2128 nucleotides long. It is a transcript of the gene ADAT1, whose product is annotated as adenosine deaminase tRNA specific 1. Gene Ontology annotation, molecular function: RNA binding; adenosine deaminase activity. The coding region runs from base 105 to 1610 and encodes 501 amino acids. The transcript has 10 exons. Gene Ontology annotation, biological process: RNA processing. The record is from RefSeq and is a predicted model, not a curated record. Lineage: Eukaryota; Metazoa; Chordata; Mammalia; Diprotodontia; Phalangeridae.
CCGCUGCAGUCGGCUAACUUCCGCUCAGCUUCGGAGUCCUGUCCGGCGAGAGGGAUGACCUAUCAGAUCUGAUCCAGGUUGAUGUCAGGACUUCUGCUCAGAUCAUGUGGACUGCAGAUGAAAUUGCCCAUCUGUGCUAUACUCACUACAGCACCAGGCUGCCCAAGCAGGGAAAGCCUGAGCUGGAUCGAGAAUGGACCUUGCUGGCAGCUGUGAUUAAGGUGAAUUCUGCAGCAGAAGGCUCUCGUGAUUCCAGUGACAAAUCCUUGCCAGUAACUAAGGAAGUUGUCUCCAUGGGAACAGGAACGAAAUGCAUUGGCCUGUCCAAAAUGAGAAAAAGUGGAGACAUCCUUAAUGACAGUCAUGCUGAGGUCAUAGCCAAGAGGAGUUUCCAGAGGUACCUGUUCCACCAGCUUAGGACUGCAGUCAGCCUGCAACAGGACAGCAUCUUUAUGCCGGGAACCAAGACAGGGAUGUGGAAGCUCAAGCCAGACUUGCAUUUUGUGUUUUUUUCUAGCCACACUCCAUGUGGGGAUGCCUCCAUCAUCCCAAUGCUUGAGCUUGAAGAUCAGCCUUGCUCUCCAGUCAGCCUCUCAGCAGAGGCCAUUAGUGACCCUGUGGUACUAGAAAAUAAAAGGAAAAGUGAAGAAAUCCCUGCCCACCUUAUGACUAAGAGGAUGAGGACAAAACCCAGGGAUCUUCCCAGGGAGAUCCCCAGUGAUACUGCCAUGCAUUACUCUACUGGGAAAGAUGGAAGCUUACAAAUAUCCCCAGAUUCCAGCAAUUCUGGCCCUCCAGCAAAUGGAUCAGCAGCAGGACCAGCAGCUGCUAAGGGGACUGUCCCAGUUGGUGCUAAAGUAGUGGAUAUUUAUAGAACUGGAGCAAAAUGUGUGCCAGGGGAAGCUGGAGAUACUCAGAAGCCUGGUGUCGAAUAUCACCAGGUGGGAUUACUCCGAGUGAAGCCAGGCCGAGGAGACCAAACCUGCUCUAUGUCCUGUAGUGAUAAGCUAGCAAGAUGGAAUGUGCUUGGGUGCCAAGGUGCCCUGCUGAUGCACUUCCUAGAGGAGCCAAUCUACCUAGCAGCUCUGGUCAUUGGGAAAUGCCCAUACAGUCCUGAGGCCAUGAAGAGAGCCAUGAUUGACAGGUGUCGGCAUGUGUCCGGUUUGCCCAGAGGCUUCCAAGUCCAAGAGCUGAAAAUGCUUCAGUCAGAUUUGCUGUUUGAACACAGCCGCUGUGCAGUUCAGGCAAAGAGAACUAACUGCCCGGGGAAAGUUGUUCCCUGUGGGGCUGCCAUAGGUUGGAGUGCAGUCCCAGAACAGCCUGUCGAUGUGAGCUGCAGUGGCUUCAGGCAAGGAACUACAAAGAAGAGUGUGGGAAGCCUUCAAGCCAGAUCCAGAGUCUGUAAGGUAGAGCUCUUCAACAUGUUCCAGAACCUAGUGAGCAGUAUUUCUGAGAAAAAGCGACCUGAAUCUCUCAGGGUCAAGAAGCUGGAAACCUACUGGGAAUACAAGGAGGCAGCAGCCAGCUACCAAGAAGCCUGGAGGAUGCUUCAGAGGCAGGCAUUUGGCUCCUGGAUCAGAAAUCCACCAGAUUACCAGCAGUUUAAAUGAGAAGACAAAAUCUGCACAGACCCAUUAGAGACAGGAUGCUUUCCAGCCUUUGUCCCACUCACAUAUCACACAGAUCUCAGCUUUUCUGUUAGCUAAGGAAAAGCAACGAUUUUGCCAAAGAAUCUUAAAAUGUUUAAGGCUAUGCAGAUGUUCAUUCUGGAACACAGAGCCAAUUAAAACUGAUUGGAAUUAAGCUUUAUAGUAAAAUGGCAUCUUGAUAAGAUGGGAUGUGUUUUCAAAUGAUUGUCUUUGGGUCUUAGACAAUAUCCCUCCCCCACCAAAAAAAAAAUUUAAAUAAAUGUGUUUGAGAGAAAUUGAUCUGUGGCUUCCAUCCGAUCCUAGUGAAGCCUGUUUUUGUGCAGAGUGAAACAGAUCUCAUCUGGGAAGUUGGAGCCCUGCCUUAGCAGGAAAUACCCCUCCCCUCAGGCAAGCAGGACACAUCAAAGUAAUUAACAUCUGUUUUAGAAAAAGAGAUCUCUGCAACCAUGAAGCAAAAAUGUCAUGCCUCACAACUGGAA